Malurus melanocephalus (red-backed fairy wren) is the source of this 1977-nucleotide messenger RNA. RefSeq names its product kizuna centrosomal protein (gene KIZ). Gene Ontology annotation, biological process: spindle organization. Gene Ontology annotation, cellular component: centrosome. The record is from RefSeq and is a predicted model, not a curated record. Bases 62 to 1852 code for a protein of 596 amino acids. NCBI's taxonomy places the organism in Eukaryota, Metazoa, Chordata, Aves, Passeriformes, Maluridae. The transcript has 13 exons.
UGGGCACCGGCGGAAAGUGCGCGGGGCCGGCGGCACCGGGAACCGAUGGGAUCGGGAACCGAUGGGACCGGGAACCGAUGGGAUCGGGAACCGAUGGGAUCGGGAACCGAUGGGACCGACACCGCGGCAUCCCCCGGCACCCUCCGGCACCGCUCGGCCCCGCCACAGUGAAGCCAAAAGGCUGGAAUUAGGAAGGCAGCAGAUGGAAUACACAAUGGCUGAUCCACACCUAGUGCGAGUUAAAGAGCUGGAGCUGCAGAGGCGGCUGGCAGCGGUGUCAGCACGGCAGCAGCUGGCCCUGCGCAGGAACCGGGCUCUGCAGGAGCAAUUCCUGCAGCUGGAGGCUCACAUGGAAACUGCAGGCUGGGAGAGCAUUCGGAAGAUGGAAGAAUGGUACGGAAGGGAAAUUAAAAACCUUCGAGAGGGCAGCUUGUCAGCAGGAKGUGACAAGGAGGAAGGACCCAGCAAGCAGGUGCUGCAGGCUGUAGGAUGGGUGGGAAUUGGCACCGAGACAGCCAUGCCAAGAGGACUGGACCAUCCASCCACAGCCUCAGUGGGCUUCUCCACAUCAGCUACCUCAGCCACAGGAGGUUUGGAGUCCCAGCAGGACCCCCGUACAUCCUCCCCAUCCCCUGAGGGGCUCGGUACCAAGACAGGGAGCGCUGCUGGAGAGAGUGAGGAGGGAGCAGCAGGACACGGGGACCUGUCUGCCAGCGAGGAAAGCUCUGAGCAGCUCAUCUCAGCUUCUGGUGCCAAAGCAGCUCCCUCCCAGCAGGGACAGCGGCAGGGAAGUGUUCCAGGAGCAAAGCCUGGCCUGAGCAGCUUGUGGACUCGCAAGAAGGGGAGCAGUGCAGAGCUCCCGAUCCCUGCUAGUGCCGAAGAGGAGGCAGUGCCAAGCGUUUCCAGCACACAGAGGGAGCAGGGUGGGGAUGCCCAGGCUCCAGAGGGCUCCCCGCUGCCACCAUGGAGCCCUCCCACAGCCCAGGGGGAGCCCUCGGACAGCUCAGCACCACAAAGGUGCCGCGGGACGCUGGCCGACCUCUCGGAGCUCUACCGUGUGCUGCAGCUCAUGGAGGAGCUGGUGGAGACGAUGAGUCCCAGGCAUCGGGUGCUGUACCAGGGCCAGCCCUCAGGGACAGYGGAGCUGCCCAGUGGGRCCGGCGGGCUGGCCCAAGGCGACCUUGAGGCGAUGGAAGCCGCGGUGCUCUGGCAGCUCCAGGCCUUGUCCCAGCGCAAGCGGAGCGGGAGCGUCCCUCUGGAGAACGCCGGCGGGGCUGCGGGCAGAGCGGGGUGCAAGGAGCACAGCAGCUACAGGGACACAGGACUCACUGCGGGGGAUGCAGAGGCGCUGCGGAUUCGCCUGAGCGACCAUGGCUUGUUCCUGAAGCAGCACCGGGUUCAGCUUCCGGAGAGGGUGGCAGAGAUGUUCGAGAAGCUGCUGGCUCCAGGCAUGGAGGAGCAGGACAGCCAGGCUCUGCCAGCCCUUCCAGGAGAGCGUGGAGAUAGGUCACCUGUCGAGGGUGAUGAAUCCUCUCUCAGCUUGCUUUCGACCCCGACCAACAUCAAGAGAGGAAAGCAGGUGGAACUGGCGGGGAGAGAACCAGGUCGGGAUCGUGGCCACGACAGUCCCAAAGGAAGUGACAGCCUGGAAACGCAUUCAAAAAGCAGCUCCUCAUUGGAUGGAAGCGCUCCUCCCUUCUCCAGGACUGAAUUGCGGAAGGAGACGGUAACUGCCAUAAAAUCCAAAGCGUUCUGGGGUGAAUCUGACGACAGCAGCUCCGAGCUCGAGGUUGCUCUGCGCCCACAGACCCACAGUGCAGACUCAGAUGACUUUGAUGACUUCUACGACUGAGAUUCUCCCACUGGCCUUUGGGAAGAAACAAAGCGUAUUUUCUUUCACACAGUGAGUGUGCCAUGGACUGAAGUGCUGCUUGUCAUUUUAUGGGGAAAGAAAAUUGAAACACCAAAUAAACAUUA